This is a messenger RNA of Galeopterus variegatus (Sunda flying lemur), 2882 nucleotides long. It is a transcript of the gene AP1AR, whose product is annotated as adaptor-related protein complex 1 associated regulatory protein. Gene Ontology annotation, biological process: negative regulation of cell motility; regulation of Arp2/3 complex-mediated actin nucleation; negative regulation of substrate adhesion-dependent cell spreading. Bases 354 to 1262 code for a protein of 302 amino acids. NCBI's taxonomy places the organism in Eukaryota, Metazoa, Chordata, Mammalia, Dermoptera, Cynocephalidae. Gene Ontology annotation, molecular function: AP-1 adaptor complex binding. The transcript has 10 exons. The record is from RefSeq and is a predicted model, not a curated record.
GGCGCACCACUGGCGGGGACUGGCCUCCUUCAGCGGCUGGAGGCGGUCACUGGUAGUGGGCUGGGGGCUGAGGCGAGAGGGGCCAUGAGGAGUGCGAGGGAGUCCAGAUCCCGCAGCCCGGCACUCCUCCCUCGCGCGGCGGCGGCUUGGGGGCCUCUGGAGUAAUCGCUGCCUUUGUUCCGAGCGCCUCGUCCCUCCCCUCGCCCCAGCUCCUCACGCCGCCGCGCUUCGGCCGGCCCGCCCUUGGUCUCCGAAACCCUGUUCGGCUCGUGCCGCGCGGAUGCGGCUGCCGGGCCUGGGUUUGGGCUUUGAGCGGGCGGAGAGGAGGAGCGGCAGUGCCUGGGCGGCAUGCGAUGGGGAACUGCUGCUGGACGCAGUGCUUCGGGCUGCUCCGCAAGGGAGCGGGGCGGCUGCAGCGUGUAGGAGGCGGCGGAGGAUCUAAGUAUUUUAGAACAUGCUCAAGAGGUGAGCACUUAACUAUAGAGUUUGAGAAUCUAGUAGACAGUGAUGAGGGGGAGAGCCCAGGAAGCAAUCAUAGGCCUCUUACUGAGGAAGAAAUUGUUGACCUAAGAGAAAGGCAUUAUGAUUCUAUUGCUGAAAAACAGAAAGAUCUUGAUAAGAAAAUUCAAAAAGAGUUAGCCUUACAAGAAGAGAAGUUAAGACUAGAAGAAGAAGCUUUAUACGCUGCACAGCGUGAAGCAGCCAGGGCAGCAAAGCAGCGAAAGCUCUUGGAGCAAGAAGGGCAGAGAGUUGUGCAGCGAUAUCGUCCUUCCAACCAUGGAGAAUAUCAAAGUUCAGGACCAGAAGACGACUUUGAAUCCUGUUUGAGAAAUAUAAAGUCACAGUAUGAAGUUUUUCGAAGUAGUAGACUUUCAUCAGAUGCCACAGUUUUAACACCAAAUACAGAAAGCAGUUGUGAUUUAAUGACCAAAACUAAAUCAACUAGUGGAAAUGAUGACAGCACAUCCUUAGAUCUAGAAUGGGAAGAUGAAGAAGGAAUGAAUAGAAUGCUUCCCAUGAGAGAACGUUCCAAAACAGAGGAAGACAUUCUCCGAGCAGCACUUAAGUAUAGCAGCAAGAAGUCUGCAAGUAAUCCUACAUCAGCCUCUGAUGAUUCCAAUGGGCUAGAGUGGGAGAAUGAUUUUGUUAGUGCUGAAAUGGAUGAUAAUGGCAAUUCUGAGUAUUCUGGAUUUGUAAAUCCUGUAUUAGAACUGUCUGAUUCUGGCAUAAAGCAAUCUGAUGCAGAUCAACAGACUAGAUAGGGUAAAAUUGCGUAACCCUGUUUAUCAGUUAUGACCAAAUGUUAAAAACCAACUAGAAUGUAUAAAUUGUUUUGUAAGGGGGAGGUAAGAAACCAUGUUGUAAAUGCUUAUUGUAUUAGAAAGAAGUAAGAAUGAUAGGAUAAAUUUGAUUUGCUUCAGAAUUAAGUGCAAUUUCAUCAUCUGCCUUCUGCUUUUCAAGACCAAUUUAAUAGUUUUAUCAUGUUACCAGUUACAUUUAGCUCUUUUCUUUAUAGCAUUCCUGUUUACUGUUGCAGAUUUUCACUUAAAAAAAUUUUUAUUAAUUUUAUUUCAAAUGCUUUAUUAAGUCUGUUUCAUUGUCUAUUUGUGAAAAUAUUAAGGCUUUUUCUUGUUAAUUCUCAGCAGAUGUGAAAGGAGCAUAAAGAGAUUGUCAGAUUCAGAUUUACAGUAGUGUUCCCUUUUGCAGCAUUAUUUACUUCUAUGAUUUCUUUGAAUUUUAUUAUCUAAUAGUAAGCACAAUUAAUUUGAGUAGGUGAGUCUCAGAAAUCAAGUAUCAAUUUCUCUCUAUACUUAUUAUAUAUCCUAAGGUGAUAAUGUUGAUUCAGUCUGAACAAAGGAUAAUAUAAUAAAAAUAAGCUUUCAGAGUUUAGACAUUUCAAGUUGAUGAUAAUCAAAAAUAAUAUUUAAGAAAAUAUAUAUAUAUUUAGGCUUUUCACUUUAUUUUACAUGCUACUAUAUUGACUUUAACUUAAUUGACAUUAAGUUUUUAGGUGUCAUUAUUUUUUUUUAAUUCUAUAUUUCCAAGGAAUGAGCUUAGAAAAAGUUUAUAAAGAACAUAUUCUCUGCAUGAUUUAAGAAAGGAAAGCCUAAAAAAGUAAUACGGGUAUUUCAAAGUGGAUAAAAAUCCUUUCUGGUGUGAAAGGCUCCAUUAAUUUUAUUGAGCUUUCCUUUGCCUUGUAAGUACAAGGUGCUUUAAUAGGAUGGAACUAAGUAUUUCAAUAUGUAUAACUGCAUUUUAUGAUAGACAAUUCUUCUUUUUCCUAAAGUUUACAUAUCAAUAUAAAAGGCCAGAGAUAUAAAACACUCUCUAAUUGCUUUCCUUGAUUUUGCUGAGGAUCAAGUAUGAGUUUAGUAAGCAAACUAUUUUUGGCUUUUCCUUGGUGUUUUUUCUUUUCUUUUUUUUGCAACUAUAAUAGUGCAUGUUCUCAAAAAUAUAGGAAGGUCCAGAUAUAAAUAGUAACUUAAAGUUCUUACCGCACUUAAAAAAAAAUAAAUCAUGUGGCCCUUUCAAUAUUUGAACUGCUAGGCAAUGACAUCUGUAGUCUUACCUCCUUUUUUAUUUCAUAGAAAUAAAUAUGACACUUUAAAUAUGUGAAUAUAAUACAUUAGGUAAUGCUAUUAUUUAUGUUUCUCUUUACAUGAUUUAAUUUGUAGCUAUGUCAUUGAAAAUAAUUUAAAGGUAAUCUAUAUUCACAUUGCCUGUGUUAAUGCUUUGUAAAGUUUGUAUACAUCAGAUGUAUAUUUUUGGUUUGGCAUAAGCUACUAUUGUAAUUUUUCUUGGCUUUUUGUUCAUAGAGAAUUUUUUGAAGGAAUGGUAACUUCUCAAGGAUUGUGAAUAAACAUUUUUACAUUUAAAGGUAA